Vicia villosa (hairy vetch) is the source of this 1017-nucleotide messenger RNA. RefSeq names its product stem 28 kDa glycoprotein-like. Lineage: Eukaryota; Viridiplantae; Streptophyta; Magnoliopsida; Fabales; Fabaceae. Bases 40 to 828 code for a protein of 262 amino acids. Gene Ontology annotation, molecular function: acid phosphatase activity. The transcript has 3 exons. The record is from RefSeq and is a predicted model, not a curated record.
AUAUUCAUCAACUAAGUUGCAAAUUAAUCAUUUAUAAAAAUGAAGAUCUUCCUUCUCUUUUUUGUUACACUUUUAGCAACAUCUCAUGGUGAUGUUCCAAACCAUGAACAUGGUUCAACCAACAAAAUAUUCCCACUCCGAACAAAAACAGGUCCAGGUGGACACUAUAUUCCAAAAGUAUCAUGUUCUAGUUGGAGACUUGGUGUUGAAGCACACAACGUAAUUAAUUGGAAAACUGUUCCUCUAGAAUGUGGAGAAUAUGUUGGUAACUAUUUGUUAGGUGAUCAGUAUAGAGCAGACUCUAAAACUGUUAACCGUGAAGGUUAUUAUUAUGCUAAGUCUCUUAAUAUAAGUGGAGAUGGAAAAGAUAUAUGGGUGUUUGAUAUUGAUGAAACUUCACUAUCUAAUCUUCCAUAUUAUGCUAAACAUGGUUUUGGGGUGAAUCCAUACAAUGAUACAUCAUUUAAUGAAUGGGUUGAACUUGGCAAAGCACCAGCACUGCCAGAGUCACAGAAAUUAUACAAAAAAUUGUUGUCUCUUGGUGUGAAGAUUGUGUUCUUAACAGGAAGACCACUCAAACAAACGGAUAUAACUGCUAAGAACUUGAAACUUGCUGGAUAUCACACAUGGGAAAAACUUAUUUUAAAGGAUUUAUCAAUAUAUCAUGGUAAAACAGCAGUUACAUACAAAUCAAGUGAGAGAAAGAAGUUAGAAAAAGAAGGAUACAGAAUUAUUGGAAACAUUGGUGAUCAAUGGAGUGAUAUUCUUGGAACAAACACUGGCAAUAGGACUUUCAAGCUCCCUGAUCCCAUCUACUACAUCGCUUAAUUAAUUAAGUUCUCUAUCCCAUGGGUUAAAUAAUUAGCUACUUAUAUCAAAUGGAUUUUCUUUUUCUAUUUGAGAUUCCUAUCAUGUAAUCCAUUCUGAGCUAGCUAAUUUUGUAUUUUCUCAAAUAAUGUUAACAGUGUUACAUGAGAAACAUUAGCUUUCUCUUAACUUAGUGGUUUUAAUUAUAAA